This is a messenger RNA of Pseudozyma hubeiensis SY62, 1311 nucleotides long. Its product is annotated as glycosyltransferase. The transcript has a single exon. Gene Ontology annotation, molecular function: alpha-1,2-mannosyltransferase activity. Bases 1 to 1311 code for a protein of 436 amino acids. Gene Ontology annotation, cellular component: Golgi apparatus; membrane. Gene Ontology annotation, biological process: protein N-linked glycosylation; cell wall mannoprotein biosynthetic process. The record is from RefSeq and is a predicted model, not a curated record. NCBI's taxonomy places the organism in Eukaryota, Fungi, Basidiomycota, Ustilaginomycetes, Ustilaginales, Ustilaginaceae.
AUGGCGUCGGGAUUCCUCGAUGCUCUCUUCCGUCGCCCGCAGAGGCUGAUCCUGCUGGUCACCAUCUUCCUUUUCCUCCUCACCUUCUCUACCUACGUCUCCUUCUCGUCCACUGGCGCCCAGAAUGUUCGCGAUCGAUGGAAUUCGCUCCCCGCCUUCUCCAACCCCUGGCAGUCUCCCAACAAAGGCGCAUCUUCCUACACGCCCCCGAGCUCGGUCGCUGAUAUGUACACACACAACCCUGGCACUCCAUCUUCCAUCGACGAGCUCUCCAAAUGGGCUCAGACCGGAGACGACGGCAACCUCUACCCUCCCACCUUUAUCCCGCAAAUGGCCAACCAGGGCCCACGCGCCAAAGCUGGUUUCAUCGUCCUCGUCCGAAACGCCGAGCUUCAAGGCAUGCGCGAGUCGAUGCGAGACGUCGAGGAGAAGUUCAACCGCAAGUACGGCUAUCCUUGGAUCUUUCUCAACAACGAACCUUUCACCGAAGAAUUCAAGCGCGGCGUUCGACAGAUGACCCGCAGCGAAUGUCGUUUCGGUUUGAUCCCCAAAGAGCACUGGGGCUACCCUGAAUGGAUCAGCCAGGAGAAGGCUGCCGAGACCCGCGUCAAGAUGAAGGACAUCAUCUACGGCUCCUCCGAAAGCUACCGUCACAUGUGCCGAUACCAGUCUGGCUUCUUCUUCCGCCACGAACUCACCCUCGACCUUGACUACUACUGGCGUGUCGAGCCAGGCAUCAAGCUCUACUGCGACAUCGACUACGAUCCUUUCGUAUUUAUGCAGAUGAACAACAAAACAUACGGGUUCACCAUGGCGCUCUACGAGUAUCACGACACUGUUCCGACUCUAUGGGACGAGACGAAAAAGUUCAUCGCUGCGCAUCCCGACUAUCUUGCCAAGAACAACGGUCUGCAUUUUAUGACCGACGAGCCGGAAAAAUUGCUCGAACCUGGAUGGAACAUGUGCCACAUGUGGUCAAACUUCGAAAUCGGUGACCUUCGCUUCUGGCGCUCACAACAGUACAUGGACUACUUCACCUGGCUCGACAAGGCAGGAGGAUUCUUCUACGAGCGAUGGGGAGAUGCUCCUGUGCACUCCAUCGCAGUGGUUCUGUUGCUGGACAAGAGUCGCUUGCAUCACUUUGACGACAUUGGGUACUUCCACAACCCCUGGAACCACUGCCCUGCCAAUCGCAAGAAGUAUCACGACACGGGUAGGUGCAACUGCGAUCCAAAGCAGUCGUUCGACCGUGAAGGUUACUCCUGUCUGCCAAAGUGGUGGCGCGGAGCUGUUGAGGGUGAGCCGAAGUAG